Mercurialis annua (annual mercury) is the source of this 3220-nucleotide messenger RNA. Its product is annotated as probable methyltransferase PMT28. Lineage: Eukaryota; Viridiplantae; Streptophyta; Magnoliopsida; Malpighiales; Euphorbiaceae. The transcript has 8 exons. Gene Ontology annotation, cellular component: trans-Golgi network; endosome; cytoplasm. Gene Ontology annotation, molecular function: methyltransferase activity. Bases 765 to 2984 code for a protein of 739 amino acids. The record is from RefSeq and is a predicted model, not a curated record.
ACGAUUCACCUUUAUCGCACUUUUUUCGGAUUAGUUUAUUAUAUAUAAUUUUUAAAAUUCAGAAUAUGCUUUUGGCAAUUGAAUUUUAGGAAGAAAAACUACAAAUUUCAGUUUCUUACAGAGGUAAUUUUGGAGUUUUAAAAAUAAUAUAAUUUUUUUACAAAAUCAAUAAGUUAAAUGCCAAAUUGAGGCGCAGGAAUUGUUGGGUAUGUGAAAUGUUGAUUGGUAUAUGUUAGGAUCCACAUGAUGGAUCAAUUAGGCAGUCAGUAGCAAGCACAGGUAUUCAGUCUUUUCCGCUAACAACGCUAUCUGGUCUUUACGCAUUAUAAAAUCUGCAUUUCAAAAGCACCAAAAGACAAAAAUAAAAGAAAAAACUUUAACAACUCCAAAUUUGCUACCCACAAUUAUUUGAUCCUAAAUCGAUUUUUUUUGAGAAUUGCUGGUGUGUUGUUCCCUGUACUGGAAUUCCAAGCUUAUAGGAAAAAGGACAUCAUCAUUGGCUGUAUUUACUCAUUUUUACACUACACUUACUUCAAAUUUGCUUUGCUUAGUCUACAAGGGUAGUCAACUUUUUUUCCUCUUUAAUCUAACAUUUUAUUUAUGACUUAUCCAGAUUCGGAUCUAAAUCCACUACACUUCUUACAUAAAUCCUCCUCUCUCUAUUUUUGGCGGGAUUUGUUUCUGUUCAUUGCAUUUUCUUGAUAGAUUAAAGAAAAUAUAGUAUACUUCUUUGUUCGUUACUUGCUUUAAUCUAGGUUUUAGAGAUGGCUAUAGCUAGGCUUGUUCGCCACGCCAAACGCCCAUAUGGGUUUUGUGCAAAGAUGACGGCAGUAGCAGUAAUGGGUUUGUGCUUUAUAUUUGUUUGGUCUUUCUUCUCUUAUUCUUCCUCUUCUGUUACUACUCAACGAGAAAGCUUUGAUGACAUUGCUGAACCGGUAGCUGCUUCGGGCAAUAGGGCAAGCAGCAAUUCAAAGACCCUGUCUAAAGCGGAUGAACCAGAAAAGCAUGAAGAUCACAAGGUGAAAACUGAACCCGGUUUAGAAUUAAGUACAGAUGAGAAAAGUAUAAAUACUUCUGUUUCUUUGUCUGUCAAUGAGCAUAAGUCUUUGCAAAAGGAAAGUAAAGAAGCAUUAAAUGAGAAAAGGAAGAAGGGUAAAGAUGGUAUUAGGAACAAGCCUAAUGGGGUGGCAAAAGAUGGUGAUAAUGAUGUUCAAGAGGAGUCUGAGAGUGACGAAUCGGAAAAAGAAGAGGAGGGAGAAGUUGUAGUUGAUGGUAGAGAAGAGGCUACUGAUGGUCAAAUUGAAGGAAAUGGUGACGCGGAAGGAGAAGAUGUCGGUUUGACUGAAACUAUGGAUCAAGAAGAUCUGGUGAAGAUGGUGGAAGAUGAUGAGAGUGGGGAGUCACUUAAUACAGGGAAGAAAAAAAGAAAAUUUAAAGGUCCUCUGUUUGAUCCAAAAGCACAUUAUAAUUGGAGAUUAUGUAGCACAAGAAGUAAGCACAAAUACAUUCCUUGUAUUGACAUUGAGAGUAGCAGUGGAAGGCUGCAAAGUUAUAGGCAUACUGAAAGAAGUUGCCCCAGAACAUCUCCAACAUGUCUUGUUCCGCUCCCUCGUGAUGGUUAUGACUCUCCCAAGCCCUGGCCUGAGAGAAAAUCGAAGAUAUUGUAUAAAAAUGUUGCUCAUCCAAAACUUGAUUCAUUUAUUAAGAAGCAUAGUUGGUUAGUCCAGUCAGGGGAUUAUCUUACGUUUCCCGCAAAUCAAUCCGAAUUCAAGGGUGGAGUUCAGCAUUAUCUUGAAUCCAUUGAAGAGAUGGUACCAGACAUUGAAUGGGGAAAGAAUAUACGUGUAGUAUUGGACAUUGGGUGUACAGAUUCAAAAUUUGGGGAUUCUCUCCUUGAUAAGGAUGUGUUAACAUUAUCACUGGGCUUGAAGGACGACCUGGUUGAUCUAGCACAAGUCGCUCUGGAGCGGGGGUUUCCAGCAAUUGUCAGCCCUUUUGGAACUAGAAGGCUUCCUUUCCCAAGUGGUGCUUUUGAUGCUAUUCACUGUGGCGAGUGCAGUAUUCCUUGGCAUUCCCAUGGCGGUAAGCUUCUUCUAGAGAUGAACAGAAUUUUAAGGCCGGGUGGUUACUUUAUUCUGUCAACUAAACACGACAACAUUGAAGAAGAAGAAGCCAUGAUCACCUUGACAGCAUCUAUCUGUUGGAAUAUAUUAGCUCAUAAAACUGAUGAAAUUAGUGAAGUGGGUGUUAAAAUAUACCAGAAGCCUGAGUCAAAUGACAUAUAUCAGUUGAGAAGAAAGAAAAACCCACCUCUGUGCAAGGAAAACGAAAAUCCCGAUGCAGCCUGGUACGUUCCUAUGAAGACUUGUUUGCACACAAUUCCAUCAUCUAUUGAACAGCAGGGGACAGAGUGGCCUGAGGAAUGGCCAAAGAGGCUGGAAACUUAUCCGGACUGGAUGAACAAUAAAGACAAGUUGAUAGCGGACACUAACCACUGGAGAGCUAUAGUUGAAAAGUCUUAUCUGUCCGGAAUUGGUAUUGACUGGUCAAAUAUCCGUAAUGUUAUGGACAUGAAAUCCAUCAAUGGAGGGUUUGCUGCUGCUCUUUCGCAACAGAAGGUUUGGGUGAUGAAUGUUGUCCCUGUCCAUGCACCAGACACACUUCCUAUCAUAUACGAACGUGGACUGGCUGGCGUCUACCACGAUUGGUGUGAAUCCUUCGGCACAUACCCGAGAUCAUAUGAUCUUUUGCAUGCUGAUCAUCUAUUUUCGCGGCUUAAGAACAGGUGCAAGCAGGCAGUGUCAAUUAUAGUGGAAAUGGACAGGAUAUUAAGGCCUGGUGGCUGGGCAAUUAUACGUGAAAAGGUAGAGAUAUUGGAAUCAGUAGAGGGAAUACUGAAGAGUUUGCAUUGGGAUAUUCGUAUGACUUAUGCUCAAGAUAAAGAGGGUAUAUUAUGUGCACAGAAAACCAUGUGGCGACCUUGAAUCUCUGUAUAUAUCAAGUUUUGUUUUUAUUAUGAUUGAUAUCACUUCAAAAUGGAAGUAGGAAGCGAAGGUUAAGCUUUUUUUUUUUUCCUUUUUUACUUAAGCUGCCUUCCUAGCGGCAAAAUAUAUGGAUUCUUCAUUUUUUGAGCUAUGUAGGUGAUCUUAAACCCCCAACUAACUGGAUACUUACCUUGUUUUCAGCUGUUGGUUUGUAACAUAUCCAUCAUUUUAGCUCA